Zasmidium cellare ATCC 36951 is the source of this 312-nucleotide messenger RNA. RefSeq lists its product as uncharacterized. The record is from RefSeq and is a predicted model, not a curated record. Bases 1 to 312 code for a protein of 103 amino acids. Gene Ontology annotation, cellular component: ribosome. The transcript is spliced from 2 exons. Lineage: Eukaryota; Fungi; Ascomycota; Dothideomycetes; Mycosphaerellales; Mycosphaerellaceae. Gene Ontology annotation, biological process: translation. Gene Ontology annotation, molecular function: structural constituent of ribosome.
AUGCUCGCAGCACGCCUCAUAGCUCACCGCACCCUGUUCCUCCGCCCACAGAUCUCCAUUCGCACCUCCCUCCGACAAUGCAGCUCCCAAUGCGCCGCGAAACGCCCCUCCCUGACAUCCGCCUUCCAAAGACUCCAGAUCCAGCCAACGAUCACGACAAGAGUCCUCGCCAGACAGCAGGUACGCGGCAUGAAGGUCCGAAGUUCGGUCAAGAAACUUUGCGAUGGGUGCAAGAGCGUACGGAGGAAGGGUGGGAAGUACGUGUACAUCAUCUGUAGCAAGAAUCCGAAGCACAAGCAGAGACAAGGGUAG